Molecule: messenger RNA, 2799 nt
Organism: Aethalodelphis obliquidens (Pacific white-sided dolphin)
Lineage: Eukaryota; Metazoa; Chordata; Mammalia; Artiodactyla; Delphinidae
Product: C-reactive protein-like
Biological process (GO): innate immune response
Molecular function (GO): complement component C1q complex binding; low-density lipoprotein particle binding
Source: RefSeq, a predicted model, not a curated record
AUGUUUCCUGGUGCUCAUCAACCCUCAGUGUUCUUUGCUCAGGAAGAGAGGGGAAGGGUAGCCUUUGUGUUCCCCAUCGAGUCACAUGAUUCCUUUGCUGCACUGGAGGUGGAGCCCAUCAAGGCCUGGCACACAGAUUAUGAUAGAUUCUAUGCUAACCUCACCCGAUAUAGUCUCUAGGCAUAUAACAACCUGGAGCAAGAAAAUGAGGUCCUCCUCUUUAAAGAAAAGAUUGAAGUGGGCUGGGAGUCUGCCCCAGGGAUUGCAGAGCUCUGGGAGGAUGGGAAUCCCACAGUGAGGAGGAGUCUGGAGAAGGAAGGGAUUCUCUAUGGGGACAAAGGGAAGCAUUUGCAGGGGCAGAAGCAGGAUUCCUUUGGCGGUAACUUUGAUAAUCAGUCUUUGGUGGGAGAUGUUGGAGAUGUGAACUUGUGGGACUGUGCUGUCACCAGUGGAGAUUAACAGUGUCUAUCAUAGUGAGACUUUCAGUCCUAAUGUCCUGACCUUGGAGGGCACCAAUGGCUGAGGUGCAUGGCGAAGUGUUCACCAAGCCCCGGGUGUGGCUCCAAGGUUCUUUCAGAUCCUCUCAAUGUUCAUGUCCUGAAGGGCAAACCUCGGAGAUUAAACCUCUCUCUCCCCAUGUGUCAGGCUCUUCAGUGUUUGUUUGCUGAACGUUUUGGAACCUUGCUUAAGCUGUGUUGGGACUGCUCUCCCUCCCCCCACACCCCCACGGCUUGUGGGAUCUUAAUUCCCCGACCAGGGAUUGAACCCACACCCUUAGCAGUGAAAGCACAGAGUCCUAACCGCUGGACCGCCGGGGAAUCCCCUGGCCCUCUUCAAUGCACCAUCACCUGACGGGAGUGUUUGUUAGUAGGCAGCCUAUUGAAGCAGUAAUCACUGGGGAUCAGAACUGAGGAAGAUUUUGAGCUUAGAGGUACCUUAGAGACCACAUGGAAUCAUGGUUUUCAUACAUUUCUUUUGAAAACUUGAGACCAAAUAAGACUUUAUGGUAACACCCCCCCCUCAAAAAUAAACAACAACAACAAACAAAAACUGGUAGAAGCAAUGUAUAUCUUUUUAAGCUGUUUAAAUCUUCACUAUUUUUUGGAAGGUGUUAGCUGUGGGUGAAAUCCCUAAUUUUUUCCCAGAGACCUUCUUUCCAAGUAACACAAUUUGAAAAGGGAUGCUUUAGACCAAAGCCCUUAUGGCACAGAGUUUGAGGACCUAGAGAGGAAAGGAAUGGCUGCAAAAGUAAUAGUCUAGCUCAGAGUGGAAAUGAAAUGCAGGUCUUCUGAUUCCCUACAUAGUAGAUGUAUUCUGACGUUGGUCUCAGCCCCUUUCUUCCCAUAACUAAGCCUCCACUCCACCCCCAAGGGUGGGUUUUGGCAACUGUGUUUCCACUACGCGCUCUUAAAUCACUGACUACAUUUGAUUUGGACCAAUGGUGAUCUCCUGACCCAAACUGGACUAGGUGGAUUAUUUCUCUAUUCAUACUUUUGAAUUAAGAGUGAGAGAUUCUCCUUCAGUUUGAGCAGAGUUGAAAGGUGGAGAGAGAGAAUUUCCUGGAUUCCUGGUUCUUAUUCCUGAUAAAAGUGCUUUCAGUAAAUCCUUUCAGAUUCAUGCUACCUGCUACUGGAAAAGUCUUUACUGAAGACCCCUACACAGUUUCUUCAUAAUUUUCUAUCAUCAAGAGACUUAAAUUAGCAGGUUUCAGGUGAACAGCUGUUUGUUGCUGAUUUCCAGGAGCCCAAACUUUUUUUUUUUUUUCCCUGUAUAGACUUUCUACAUUGUCAGAAUUUGGUUUAAGUAUUUGGCCCAAUCUUAAAAAUAGAAAAUCCCAUAUAAAUGAUCUCAUAUGAUAUUCAAUCUCUCUGUGAAUAUUUCUCAAUGUUGACAUUUAUGCUGUAAUACAAUAUAUCAUGGAGAAAAUUUGUUCUUUAGAAUUAUAUCCUAAAAAGUAAUAGGGAUUAUGGGGGGAAAUAUGGUUUAGGGCAUAACAUCAAAAACUUAUGCAAUGAUGUAAUUGGCUCAAUGUCCAAAACAGUGACUAUUUCAAUAAAACUAUUAUCAUUCAUAUAUCAAGUUACAAUAACCAAAUAGUGGACUUUACCUUAAAAAAACCCAGAUAAAUCUAACUUGAUAGAGAGGUGUAUAAGUAAAGGUUGAGUAGUGGAGAUAAAGGCAAAAUGCAUCAAGAUGAGAGACAGCACAGAAGGUACUUCUAAGACAGAGCACAUGCCCAGGUGGACCCAGGAAGAAUAUUUGGUUCCGCAUUCCUCCAGUUUGCUGUAUUCCCUUGUGUUGGUGUACUUUGUGAUAGCUGCUGUUACUUGGUGGUGGAAAAUAGUAACUGGCUGAGAAAAAACAACGAUGCAACAUCUAUAUUACACUGAUAUCAUUCCCUCACUUACCAGUCACACCUGAAUUAGUUCUUGUCCCAAAGCAAGAUCUGUAGCUGAACAGAGUGUACUAAAGACCAGUGGUGGUGGUGCUGGAAUUUCUGUAUUCAAGGGGCUUAGGAGUGGCAGUCUGGUUGAAAAGGGGUACUAGGUGGUACUAUAUUGAAACUACAUUUGAAUAGCAAGUAUAUUUUAUUAUUUAUUUUUUACCUAAGUCACAUCAUCCCCUCCAAAGUUGGCUCUGGCUUUGUUAAUUACAUAAGAAAGUGAUGUGGCAGAAAGUAUGCUGUUCAGAGAUGGCCUGGAGCAUCGAAAGCUCAUGAAGUGAUUUUUUAAAAAUUUAUUUAGUUUUGGCUGUGUUGAGUCUUUGCUGCUGCACGCGGGCUUUCUCUAGUUGUGGCGA